AUGGAGCUGCGGGUAGUCGCGCUGCUGCUGCUGGCGGCGGGACCGCGGCUGACGUCGCAGGACUCCCAGGACUCCCAGGACUCCCAGGACUCGCAGGACUGGAGGCUGCAGAUGGACGGCGACACGUGGCCGGACGUGGACAGCUCGGCCGACUACGUCAUUGUGGACGAGGGGCAGGACGCUCCCCAGCAGGUACUGCGCAUGCGCGGCUUUCGCGAGCGGCCGUUGCUUCCGGAAAUCUACAGCCUGCACAUAACGUCACACAUCCAACUCCGAUACGCCAUCACUACGGUCUCUAGCAGGAUAGCCAACCCUGCCAACAUCUCCCAGGAGAUUUUCUUUAACGUCGUGCUGCCCGAGACUGCAUUCAUAUCUGGCUUCACAAUGGAGCAGGGCGGCAGGACGUACGAAGGUCGCGUGGAAGAGAAGGGCGUGGCAGAGAGCCAGUACAAGAAGGCCGUGCAGGACGGCACGGCUUCAGCACACGUCACGCAGAGCCCGCGGGACUCGCAGCGCUUCACUGUGUCCGUGAACCUGCAGCCGGCGAGCAAGGCCAACCUCAGCCUGCGCUACGAGGAGCUGCUGGCGAGACGCAGGUUCGGCUACGCACACGCCGUCAACAUCGACCCCGGUCAGAUUGUUCAAGAUUUGUCUGUGGGGAUUCAAAUUGUAGAAUCGACCAGCAUAACGUACGUGAAAGUACCACCACUAAGGGUCACCAAUCAGAUCGAAGAUGCCCCAUUAACAGACAGCGACCCGCAGGUGCGGCUGGAGUUCACGAACGACAACUCGGCGCUGGUGCAGUGGCAGGCCUCGCCGCAGGAGCAGGCGGCGCUGCGCGGGGCGGGCGUGCGAGGACAGCUGGUGCUCUUGUACGACGUGGAGCGCAUCUCCCACCAGGAGCAGAUACUGGCGAGCGACGGCUACUUCGCGCACUUCUUCUCGCCCAGCGGCGCGGGCCUGCUGCGCAAGCACGUGGUGUUCGUGCUGGACUGCAGCCGCUCCAUGGAGGGCGCGAAGCUGGACCAGGUGAAGGACGCCAUGCGCACCAUCCUGCGCAACCUCAACAAGGGCGACUCCUUCAGCCUCGUGCUCUUCGCCUCCCGGGCCAAGGUGUGGAGUCCCCGGGAGCUGGCGGUGCCCCUGCGGAGGCCCAGCGACUACUACAGGGGCGGGCGCAAGCUGGCGGCAGACAUGGUGGUGCCCGCCACGGCCCAGCUGGUGUCCCAGGCCAUCGAGUACCUCUACAUCCUGGAGCCGCACGGCUCAACUAACUUAAAUGAUGCCCUGCAAAAAGCUUUUAAACUUGCUCGUCUCGGCAGAAGAACGUGGAAGAGGCGGGACGGGCCGCGGCCGGAGAGCAUGCUGGUCCUGCUGACGGACGGCCGGCCGACGCGCGGCCGCACCGACGCCGCCAACAUCGCCAAGCUCGUCACGCGCCGGCUGAACCGCCGCCCGCGAGCGUCCCUCUUCGCCCUGGGCUUCGGCGAGGACGUGGACGCGGGCUUCCUGAGGACGCUGUCGCUGCGCAACGCGGGCUUCGCGCGCAAGGUCUACGAGGCGGCCGACGCCUCGCUGCAGCUGCAGGACUUCUACGGGCAGAUAUCCUCGCCGCUGCUCGCCAACGUCACCUUCCACUACCUCGAGGACGCGGUGGCGCGGCGGUCGCUGACGGAGACGCACUUCCCCCACCUGUUCCGCGGCUCGGAGCUGGUGGUGGCCGGGCGGCUGGCGCGGCCGGGGGCGGAGGUCACCGGCAGGGUCUCGUUCCGCGGGGCAGACGGCCCUGGCGAGGUGGGCCUGUCGGGGAUGGAGGCGGCCGACCCCUGGCGCGGCUUCAAGCCGGGCCUCACGGAGCGCCUGUGGGCGUACCUCACCGUGCGGCAGCUGCUCGACCGCGGCGCCGAGCGCAGACACGACCUCGACCGCAAGAGGACGGCCUUGCGGCUCGCCCUCAAGUACUCCUUUGUCACGCCGUUAACAUCGAUGGUGAUCACGAAGCCAAACGAGGUCGUACGUGUCGAACCACUUCAGAUUCACUUCCAAGGGGCCAGCAAGGCGGGCGCGGGCUGGCCGCUGGUGGCGCCCCUCGCGGAGGCCCCUGGAGCAGACGACGACGAGCCGGGCGGACUUGCCAGCUGGAACCAAGCGGGGGCCGAGGGCUGCUCGCUGGAGGACCUGCAGUGGCUGGCGCUCGUCACGGACGGCUCCCACGUGGCGCUGCCCACUGGCGACAACGGCACGGUCGAGGUGCUGGAGCUGGGCGCGGCCGAGCAGGACGUGCCGUUCCAGGAGUGCCGCACCCCGGAGAGCGGCAGCGGUCACUGCCGCCACCUGCCCCACUGCGUGCGGCCCGUCAUCGCCCCGGACCUGGCCCGCUACCUGCGCCACUUCUGCCGCAUCGGCAGUUUCGCUGGUGUCUGCUGCCCAGACGAAGACAGAUCGUAGAGCCUCCAGGAACAAGAGAUUUGGCAUCUGUUACUUGCAUCAUACCUAAAGUUGUUCAUCAUCAACGAAACUUCAGCACCCAGC
Molecule: messenger RNA, 2532 nt
Organism: Bacillus rossius redtenbacheri
Lineage: Eukaryota; Metazoa; Arthropoda; Insecta; Phasmatodea; Bacillidae
Product: inter-alpha-trypsin inhibitor heavy chain H4-like
Exons: 16
Coding region: 1-2448 (815 amino acids)
Source: RefSeq, a predicted model, not a curated record